Molecule: messenger RNA, 703 nt
Organism: Racocetra persica
Lineage: Eukaryota; Fungi; Glomeromycota; Glomeromycetes; Diversisporales; Gigasporaceae
Source: the annotation of a GenBank genome assembly
AUGAAUUCUCAACUGCCGACCAUCUUAAACACAACUUAUUUAACUUCGGGACUAAGUCGCGGAUUUUUCGAAUUUGUGACUAAAGUUGGCGAAGCUAGAAGCAAGCAGGAGGAAGACCGAUAUGUGUCCCAAGAAAUUGAUUCUCUCAAAACAAAAUUAAAUCAACCCGAUAUUUCAUCUGAUCUUAAGAGCAACAAUUAUCUUGAAGUAUGUUCUGCAUUGACUGCUUUAUGUCAUUUACUAAAUAAAGAUAUGAUACCAGCUGUAUUUGGACUUGUAGAGGAAGCUUUAACGCAUCCAAAAGAUAUUGUUCGUAAGAAAGCCGUAAUGGUAUUUCACAGAUUAUUUCAUGAUGCUCCAGACACAAUGAUGCAUCUUGACGAAAAGUUUCGUCAAAUGUUGACAGAGCAUGAACCGAGUGUAUUAGGUUCCAUACUAUGUCUUUUUCUUGAAUUUGUAAAGGCUGACCCCAAUAAAUUCAAAGAUUUGGUUUCUUUGCUAAUUAGCAUUUUGGAACAAGUUCUUGAUAGAUGGUUGCCACGGAGCUAUGACUAUCAUGGUGUUCCAGCACCAUGGAUCCAAAUAAAAAUAAUCGAGAUUAUGAGUUUACUAGCACAAGAUGACGAAAAGAUAAGUUCAGAAAUUGGACCCCUUAUUGUCCAUACUCUUAGAAAAGCAGAAAAUGGAGUAGAUGCUGCUUAUG